Messenger RNA from Dictyostelium discoideum AX4, 2373 nucleotides. RefSeq names its product AMP deaminase (gene amdA). Gene Ontology annotation, cellular component: cytoplasm. Gene Ontology annotation, biological process: IMP salvage; purine ribonucleoside monophosphate biosynthetic process. NCBI's taxonomy places the organism in Eukaryota, Evosea, Eumycetozoa, Dictyosteliales, Dictyosteliaceae. Gene Ontology annotation, molecular function: deaminase activity; AMP deaminase activity. Bases 1 to 2373 code for a protein of 790 amino acids. The transcript has 3 exons. The record is from RefSeq and is a predicted model, not a curated record.
AUGUCAACACCUUUAAGAGGAUCAUCUCCUCAAGUUUCAUUUUAUGAAUCUGAACUUGAUCAAGAAGGAGGCAGUGAUGCCUCACACUUUACUUAUAGAAAUUAUAUGGAAGAUGAUAAAAUUAAUUCAUUUACAUUUAAUAUGGCAAGAAAAGAUCAAACUCAACUCUUUCAAAGAAUUAUUUUAACAAAUGAGAGUGAAAGUGAGAUUGAAGAGUAUGCAGAAGUAGCAGAACAAUUAUUAGAUGCAAUUAAUCUUAGGGAAAAAUAUGUUUUCCAUCCAAAGAUUUGGAAAGCCGAUGCACCAGUCGGAGAAAAGCCACCCUAUUCACCAUUCGAAUCCGAUGAAAGUACCAAUUGUGCCACAGAGCAUAUGUUUAAAGAGGUUAAUGGUGUUUAUUUCGUGUAUUCCAAUGAAACCGAUAUGAAAUCCAAUAAAGCACUCUUUAGUGUACCACAUACAUUGGCAUCCUAUUAUAAGGACAUUAACAAUUUGAUGAUGUUAAGUAGUUAUGGUCCAGCCAAGACAUUCACUUUUAAGAGAUUACAAUUGUUGGAAUCCAAAUUCAAUAUGCAUACACUCUUAAAUGACUCUUUGGAAUUAUUUCAACAAAAAACUGCACCCCAUAGAGAUUUCUAUAAUGUUAGAAAGGUUGAUACUCACGUUCAUCACUCCUCCUCUAUGAACCAAAAACAUCUAUUAAAAUUCAUCAAAAGAAAGUUAAAAGAGAAUCCAAAUGAAAUUGUAAUUUUCCGUGAUGAUAAAUAUUUAACUUUAGCUGAAGUUUUUAAAAGUUUAAAUUUAGAUGUUGAUGAAUUAAGUGUUGAUACUUUAGAUGUUCAUGCCGAUAAUAAUACAUUCCAUAGAUUUGAUAAAUUUAAUUUAAAAUAUAAUCCAUGCGGACAGAGUAGAUUAAGAGAAAUCUUUUUAAAGACAGAUAAUUUAAUAAAGGGUAAAUAUUUAGCAGAGAUUAGUAAAGAGGUAUUUACAGAUUUAGAGUCAUCGAAAUAUCAAUGUGCUGAAUAUCGUUUAUCAAUCUAUGGUAGAAAGAUGAGUGAAUGGGAUACAUUAGCAUCAUGGAUCGUUGAUAAUGAUUUAUUCUCAACCAAAGUUCGUUGGUUAAUUCAAGUACCAAGAUUAUAUGAUGUCUAUAGAGAGACCUCCACAACAACUUUCCAAGACUUUUUAAAUAACGUUUUCCAUCCAUUAUUCGAAGUUACCAAAGAUCCAUCAUCUCAUCCAAAGUUACAUUUAUUCCUUCAACAAGUGGUUGGUAUAGAUUGUGUCGAUGAUGAAUCAAAGUUUGAAAAGAAGUUCACCGAGAAAUUCCCUGUACCUGGCGAAUGGUCAUCAGAGCAUAAUCCACCAUACACCUAUUAUCUCUACUAUCUCUAUGCAAAUCUUUACACUUUGAAUCAAUUUAGAGAGGAGAAGGGAUUGAAUAUUCUCACACUUAGACCACAUAGUGGUGAAGCUGGUGAGGUCGAUCACAUGGGUGCCGCUUUCUAUUUGGCUCAUGGCAUCAAUCAUGGUAUUAAUCUUCGUAAGACACCAGUAUUACAAUAUCUCUACUAUCUAACUCAAAUCGGUAUUGCAAUGUCACCCCUCUCAAAUAAUUCCCUCUUCCUAACCUAUAAUCGUAAUCCUUUCCCAGCUUUCUUUGCUCGUGGUUUAAAUGUUUCAAUCUCUACCGAUGAUCCACUUCAAUUCCAUUACACUAAAGAACCUUUAAUGGAGGAAUACAGUAUUGCAACUCAAGUUUGGAGAUUAUCAGUUUGCGAUAUUUGUGAAAUCGCUAGAAACUCAGUACUUCAAAGUGGUUUCGAACAUAAUGUAAAAUCUCAUUGGUUAGGUCCAGACUAUGCAAACUCUGGUGGUAAUGAUAUCAAAAAGACAAACAUUAGUGAUAUUCGUGUUUGCUUUAGAAAUGAAACCCUCAUUGAGGAAUUACAUUUAAUCUUAAAAUCACUUCAAACUUUACCAAACUUUAAAAAUUUAAAUAUUAAUUUCUUAUUGGAUAAAUUACCAUCAGAAAUUACAACUGGCAAUGAUUAUAAAUUGAAAAAAGCUCAACUAAAAUUAAAUGGUGCUAAUAAAUUAAGAAAUUCUUCAGUUGGUUCAACUCCUAAUAAUGGUACUCCUUCUAGUUCUGGUACUCCAUCAUUAAGUAGUCCUGGUGCUAUUGUUCAUUUAAUGAAAACUAAACCUUAUAUUCCACCACCUUUAUCUUUAAAUAUUAAACAAGAAAAUAAUAAUAAUAAUAAUAAUAAUAAUAAUAAUAAUAAUAAUAAUAAUAAUAAUAAUACUAAUACUAAUACAAAUAGUAAUAGUACUACUACUAAUCAAGAUGAUAAUUCAAAAUCUGAUAAAUAA